AUGGGUCUCGACCCGCGCGUCGUGGGCGCGCCCGCGCUGGCCACCUGCGUGCACGUCUCGCUCGUCUUCGCGAAGCAAGCGUUGCUCCCGGCGCUGCUGGGAGACGCGUACUCGCCGGCGGCGCUCGCACGGCUCCUCGGCCGGCUCGCGUUGUGCUCCGCGGCGUCGGCGUUGGUUUGCGUGCCGCUCGCCACGGCCGCGGCCAGCGCGACGCGGCGGCCGAAGCUCGUCGUCGUCGCGGCGAUCGCCGCCGACGCCUGGGUCGAGCUGCGGUUCGCGGCCCUCGCGCGGAACGGUGUUGCCGACCCGGCGACACUCUCGAUGUUGGCCAUCGCGCACGGCGUAGCCGCAGCGAUAGCCCCGCUCGCGGCGGCGGCGCUCGCGACGGCGGACGACGGCGGCGGCGGCGGGCGCGGCGCGGUGCUGGCGGGCCGCUACGGCGCGUUUUCCGGCGCCUUGCUUUCGGGCCAGGUCUUGGGCUCGGCCCUCGGAUCGGCGCUCUACCACAAAGUGUCGAAGCGGGCGCCGUUCGUCGCGGGAUUUCUCGCCUGCGCGGCGUCCGCAUCCAUCGUAGCCUUGUGCUGGCCUCAGGAGGCGCUCGUGGAGGACAGCGACGACGAGGACGCUGCGCCGCCGAAGGAUCACCUCUCGACGGUGGUCGCCGACGGGUGCCGGGGAUUUCGGGUGCUGUUCAUCGCGCCGCCGUCGCGCCGCGCGGUGCUGCUUGUCCGGGCGUUCGUCCUGGCCCACGUCGGCGCAGCGGUCGCGCCGGUCUUGUUUCCCGCAUACAAGCAGCGGCUCGGCAUGACGCAGGCACAGUUCGCGUGGCUCCUCGCCUACGCCGCGAUCCUGCGGUGCGCCGGCGCGGGACUGCUGCCCUUUGUCCCUGAAAGACAUCUCGGACCGCGACGGCGACAGCGUGUGCUCGCGAUUUCCUACGCGGCGACUGCGGUGGAGUUAGCUGGCGCUCUUGCGGUCGCGCGUGUCGCGGGCGUCUUCCGAAUAGCUACACUGUCCAUCCUCGUGGGCCUCGGCGAGCCUUUGGUUCGCGCUGAGCUGAUGCUGGAAGUACCAGCGCGUGACGCGGCGGCGGCGCAAGGCGCGCUUGCAGUCGUCGCGAUCGUCAGCGCGCGCGGCGCCGGGCCAUAUCUCUACGGCUGGCUGUUCGACGUGCUCGGCAAACUCGGACCCGUCGGGAUCCUCCUCAUCGCAGCCGUAUCCUUCGCCGCGGCGGCGCAGGCGGCGUACGCGUCGCCGGCCGCCCGCGACGAUCGCGGCCUCCGGCGGAGCGUCUCGACGAUCCUGUCAGAGUUUGACAGCAACGGAAAACACGACGGUCUGCUCUCGAGGCCCCUCCUCGGGUCGGCGCGCAGCCGGUCGAGCGGCUAUCAUAAGAAGGUCUAGGUGUG
Molecule: messenger RNA, 1409 nt
Organism: Pelagomonas calceolata
Lineage: Eukaryota; Pelagophyceae; Pelagomonadales; Pelagomonadaceae
Source: the annotation of a GenBank genome assembly